GUCACGAGUGCAAAUAAGGGAAUAAAAGGGCCGUGAUCCGUCCCGUCCACAAUGCAGGCGCUGGGCACGGUGAACUGGAUCUUCUCCGCCGUGACAUCCCAGCAGGCCUUCCUCACGGGUCUGGGGACCUGCAUCACCAACAACGUGGCCAACAACGCCGGCCUGGACACGGCCUCCCAGGCCCGCUACACCGCCUGUGCCACUUCCCUCAGCUCGACAGGGAGCAAUGGAUUCGCGAACUGGGGCAUUUACUUCAGAGGUUACGCGUGCAUCGCCAGCGCCAACAGACAAGCGACGACCACGACCGGCUGAACUUAGAAGGCCACACUUCGGAAGGCCACACCUCGGAAGGCCACACUUCGGAAGGCCACACCUUGGAAGGCCACGCAUUUUGAAG
Messenger RNA from Darwinula stevensoni, 397 nucleotides. The record is from the annotation of a GenBank genome assembly. Lineage: Eukaryota; Metazoa; Arthropoda; Ostracoda; Podocopida; Darwinulidae.